This is a messenger RNA of Sinocyclocheilus grahami, 1207 nucleotides long. Its product is annotated as lysophosphatidylcholine acyltransferase 2-like. The transcript is spliced from 7 exons. The record is from RefSeq and is a predicted model, not a curated record. Gene Ontology annotation, molecular function: calcium ion binding. Bases 20 to 967 code for a protein of 315 amino acids. NCBI's taxonomy places the organism in Eukaryota, Metazoa, Chordata, Actinopteri, Cypriniformes, Cyprinidae.
UUUGAGACCCUUUUGUAGUAUGUCAUACAAGAAAUGCAGUUGCACAGUCAUGCAUAUAAAGAGAGCAAUGCUUCCUGAAAUGCUGUUGGUUUGGAUCCUCACCACCAGUUCCUGUUUUAGGGCCAGACUACUGCUGCUCACACUCUGUCAGCUCUAUACUACAGUGGAGGUUGAGUUUCUGCCCCCUCGAAUUCCUACUGAGAUGGAGAAAAAGUGUCCUAUCAAGUUUGCUCAGUCAGUGAGAGCUGUGAUGGCUGAGUCUCUGGGCCUGCCGGUCACAGACCACACCUACGAAGAUUGUCGUCUGAUGAUUGCAGCUGGAGAACUGACCCUGCCUAUGGAGGCAGGUCUUGUGGAGUUUACCAAGAUUAGCAGGAAAUUGGAAUUAAAAUGGGACAAUGUAAAGAAGGAAUUGGAGAGUUUUGCCAACAUAGCCUGUUCUUGCAAAGGCGGCAGGAUCACAAUUGAGGAGUUUGCUGGCUUUCUCAAACUGCCUGUCAGCCCAGCUCUACAGGAGCUCUUCGCUCUGUUUGACAGGAAUGGCGAUGGCACCAUUGAUUUCAGAGAGUAUGUCAUUGGUGUCACAGUUUUGUGCCGCCCAGCUAAUAAUGAGGAAGUCAUUCAGACUGUUUUUAAGCUGUUUGACAUUGAUGAGGACAACUGUAUCACACAAGAGGAGUUUAGUGGUUUGCUGCGUUCUGCUCUUGGGGUGUGUGAUCUUGACGUCCACAGCCUUUUCAGAGAAAUUGAUGCAGAUGGAUCAGGACACAUAACUUAUGAUGAGUUUUGUUCCUUCGCUCUCACCCACCCGGAGUAUGCCAAGCUCUUCACCACCUACAUUGAGCUACAGCGUUACCAGGGUCUCCAGGGGGAGGAACUAGAUUUUGAUGCCAGUUUGUCUCAGUGCUGUACUGCCUCUCAUAAUAACCACCAAGAGGACAGUACCUCUGAUAAGAAAGAUGACUGACAGCAUGCAGCCAUAAGGUUCAUAUUCUGCCACGUCAUUUGAACACCUGCCUUAAGCUUGGGUGGAGGGAUUUUGUACACAUGCGUAUGCCCUAUCAGCAGUUUUCUGUUUACACCACCAAGUAUUUCAUAAACUAUUCAGUGGUUUAUUUAAAGGGUUUCAGAUCAAUGUUAAUGCUUACAGGCAUGCUAAAACAUUUUGGUAACACUUUAGAACAGGGACCAUUUCUCACUAUUAACU